Molecule: messenger RNA, 4082 nt
Organism: Cyprinus carpio (common carp)
Lineage: Eukaryota; Metazoa; Chordata; Actinopteri; Cypriniformes; Cyprinidae
Gene: pdzrn3b
Product: PDZ domain containing RING finger 3b
Biological process (GO): protein ubiquitination; neuromuscular junction development
Molecular function (GO): ubiquitin protein ligase activity; protein binding
Source: RefSeq, a predicted model, not a curated record
AGGCAAUUAGUUCAGUCAGUAGAAGUGCGCGUACUAGUCUACUCAGUUUCUCUGAGCUCUUCUAAUGACUUAGUCCCAAUAGCGAUUAAACCCCUGUGCUAUUCUGUGGGAGUCCCGGUUCCAUUUUGGAUUUUCCCUUUUUUAAAAAACAAAAAUGGGAUUUGAGUUGGAUCGUUUCAAGGGGGCUGUGGACCCAGACUUCAAAUGCAACUUGUGUAAUAAAGUUUUGGAGGAUCCUCUCACUACCCCGUGCGGUCACGUCUUCUGCGCCGGCUGUGUGCUGCCGUGGGUCGUCCAGCAGAGCAGCUGCCCGGUCAAAUGCCAAAGGAUCUCCACCAAAGAGCUCAACCACGUCCUCCCUCUGAAAAACCUGAUAUUAAAGUUAGACAUUAAAUGUGACAAUCACGCGCGGGGCUGCGAGAAGAUCGUCAAACUCCAGCAUCUGGCGGAGCACGCGGAGAUGUGCGAUUAUUCCCCUGCCAAAUGUAGGAAUAAGGGCUGCAGCGAAGUGCUCAACCUUAAAGAUAUGGAUGCUCACAUGCGUGAAUCGUGUGAUUACAGAGCGGUCGGGAUAUGCGAGAGUGGAUGCGGAUUGAUGCUCACUCAUAAGGAGCAGAAGUUGGACAACCACUGCUGUCUGAAAGCCCUCAAAGCGCACAACGGCGCGCUGCACGGGAAAGUUGUCAGCUUGGAUAAGGAGCUGAAGAAACAAGCUCUCAAAUCGACUAAAAGAGAGAAAUCGCUUUUGGCUCAACUGUCGGCGGUUCAUAACGAGCUUCAGAUGACAGCGCUGAAGUAUCAGAAGAAAUUCACUGAAUACAGCGCCAGGAUUGACUCUCUGUCCAAGAGCCUCUCUCCACCGUGUAAGGGUGGAGAGACCAAAAGCGUCGCAGCUAUACUCCAUCGUGAGUCUGGAUCUUUAGGCUUCAAUAUCGUUGGGGGACGACCAUGUGCUGAUAAUAAAGAUGGCACUUCGAAUGAAGGAAUCUUUGUGUCGAAGAUUGUGGAAAAUGGACCGGCGGAUAAAGAAGGGGGUUUGCAGAUCCAUGACAGGAUAAUGGAGGUCAAUGGAAAGGACUUGUCAAAGGCAACGCAUGACCAGGCUGUGGAGGCCUUCCGUACGGCUAAAGAGCCUAUUAUGGUCCAGGUGCUACGCCGGGCUCCCAGGCCCAAACCUAUGGGCCCAAGUGGGGAAGCACAGGUAGUGGACAUCAGCACCCAGACGGACAUCACCUUCCAGCAUAUCAUGGCCCUCAGCAAGCUGCCUACGUCCUCCCCGCCUGUGGAUGUGCUUGAGCAGUACCUGCUGCCAGAGGGACACUCUCCUGCUCAUGAAUACUUCGACCCCAAUGAUUUCCUAGAGGGCAUGCAGCAUGAGAUAGAAAGAGAAGAGCUGGAAUAUGAGGAAGUGGAAUUAUACAGAACUAAUAUCCAAGAUAAACUGGGGUUAACUGUGUGCUACAGGACCGAUGAUGAAGAUGAGACUGGGAUCUAUGUCACUGAGAUUGAUCCAAACAGCAUCGCUGCAAAAGAUGGACGAAUUCGAGAGGGAGAUCGAAUCAUCCAGAUCAAUGGCAUUGAGAUUCAGAACCGUGAGGAAGCAGUGGCUCUUUUAACCAGUGAAGAACACCCAAAUGUGUGCCUGCUAUUGGCUCGACCAGAGAUACAGCUGGAUGAAGGCUGGAUGGAUGAUGACAGAAACGACUACCUGGAUGACCUUCACAUGGAUAUGUUAGAGCAACAACACCAUCAGGCUAUGCAGUUCACAGCAAGCAUGCUCCAGCAGAAGAAGCAUGAGGAGGAUGGAGGUACAACAGACACUGCUACGCUGCUCUCCCACCACCAUGAGAAGGACAGUGGAGUGGGCCGCACAGACGACAGCACUCGUAACGAUGAAAGCUCUGAGCAGGAGAAUCUUGCAGAUGACCAGACCAGCGCCUCCACCACACUAGGCAGCCGGCGCAGGCUCGCCUACAGUCAGGACACCCUAGGCAGUGGCGACCUCCCCUUCAGCAGCGAGUCCUUCAUUUCUGCAGACUAUGCGGACGCGGAUUUCUUGGGUGACUUUCCUGCUGACGAAUGCGAGCGGUUUCGUGAGCUUUUGGAGCUAAAGUGCCAGAUGCAGAGCGCGGGCAGCAGUGGUACCCCAGAGCAGAGCUUGUUCUGGCCAAGUGGUGGCGUAGGUGGCGGACAGGGCAGCGUUGGCGAGGAGGGCGUCGACAAAGAGCUGGAGCUUCUGAAUGAGGAGCUCCGCAGCAUUGAGCUUGAGUGCCUGAGCAUAGUCCGAGCACAUCGCAUGCAGCAGUUGCGUGAGCAGUGCCGCGAACAGUCCUGGAUGCUCCACAACAGCGGCUUCCGCAAUUACAACACAAGUGUGGAUGCAAGACGCCACGAGCUAGCGGACAUCAGCGAACUCCCAGAAAAGUCAGACAAGGACAGCUCCAGUGCCUACAACACGGGCGAAAGUUGUCGUAGCACGCCGCUCACUCUAGAGCUCUCCCCAGACAAUUCCUUGCGACGUGGAAAUGAAAAUCAGGUGGAAGCAGGGGCGAAUAGUGGUACCUCGGGUGCCAGCAGAAUUCUCAAACCUCUGUUGUCGCCCGUCCAAGAGGCUUGCAGCCCUAACAGAAGUCAUCUGACCUUGUCAAAAGAGACCGAGGCUGGAACCCAGCCUGAAGUCCGAGAACGCAAAGCCGGUCGCCACGCCCAGCCCCAGUCGCCCUACAAACAUGCCCACAUCCCGGCCCAUGCCCAGCACUACCAGAGCUACAUGCAACUGAUCCAGCAAAAGUCAGUGGAGUAUGCCCAAAGUCAAAUGAGCCUAGUCAGCAUGUGCAGGGACCCCAUCGCUUCAGCUGACUUGGGACCCAAAAUGGAAUGGAAAGUGAAGAUCCGCAGUGACGGUACACGCUACAUUACCAAGCGGCCUGUCCGGGACAAGCUCCUGAAAGAGCGAGCCCUACGGAUCCGAGAGGAGCGCAGUGGGAUGACUACAGAUGACGAUGCCGUCAGCGAGAUGAAGAUGGGACGUUACUGGAGCAAAGAGGAGCGCAAGCAACACGCCGUCCGUGCCAAAGAACAGCGUCAACGCAGGGAAUUUAUGAAGCAGAGCCGUAUGGACUGUCUGAAGGAGCAAGUGGGCAGUGCUGAAGACAAGAAGGAGGUCAAUAUCAUUGAACUGAGUCACAAAAAGAUGAUGAAGAAGCGGAACAAGAAAAUCUUUGACAACUGGAUGACUAUCCAGGAACUGUUGACCCAUGGUACAAAGUCCCCCGAUGGGACACGUGUGUACAACUCCCUACUGUCAGUGACCACAGUGUAGGCUCUGUAAUGUUCUGUAUAUAGGACACUACCGAUUGGGGUAGACAAUCCUGCCUCGUUCAAUGCGGCAACAUUUGUAAAUAGGAAAUAUGAAUGCCUAGUCUGAAGGAACUUUGCCAUUUGCCAAGAGAAGGUACAAUGAGAGUCUCAAAGAUUGAAUAGAAUGGAUUUAUACAAAUGAUGAGAAGGUGUUUUCUUAUUUGCUCUGUUCAUUUCUAUGUUACGCUUGUGGUUUUUUUAUAUUCUAUUAAGUAACUGAUUUAUGACCAUUCGGCCUCUUUAAAAGGUUUUGGAAAACAUCACAUCACAACCAUCUGCAUUUUUAUUUUCUUUCAAGUAACUAACAGUCAGCAGUAUUGUACUCUUUAUGCAUACAUAUUGCUUAUUAAAGUAACAGAUAUUUAGCUUAAUGGUCAUCACACAGAUGUUAUUAUAUACUUUUCAGAGGGUUUUACAACAAAAAUAAAUUUGUUUUACAAACUUUAAAGAAAAGGUGCAGUUUUUCAUAAAGUUCAUAUUUCACACAGCUACUGUUACAUUGGACAUGCAUCAAAGCGCAGCCAUUUAUUGAAAUCUAAAUCUGUUUGUAUUAUUGUUGAUAUUAAUGUCUGUUGUAGACAAAGCCUUUUGUUUAGGUCUCCAUUGUAUUACACAUCCAGAUAAUACAGUUUAACAAAUCAUUAGCUAGAAACGCAAUUUGAUGUCUUGUAAAAUGAGAGAAAUAAAUAAAUUAUUGUUUUAUAUUUGAUGAGCUUUCAAAA